AUGGUGUUGAAUAUGAGCAGCAGCAACAGCAACGAUUACGGCAGCAAGACGGGUGGAGGGACUGUGGCGGCGGCAGCGCAGAAGUGGCUUUUGCAGUGCGAUGCCGUGUUGAACACGUGUGCGAUACCCAUCAGCGCAGUGGCCGCCGUUCAAGCUCGUCGACGCGUGGCGGGCGAGGGCGCCACACAAAUUUUGAAGCUCUUGGAGGAGCUUCGGGGUGCACUCGGCUUCCCCGCGAAGGGGGUGAUGAAUAAUGGCAAUAGCAGCAGCGGUACUCACGCGGGGAAGGGCGCGGAUACCCUUUUGGUGAGUGCCAUUGCGGAGGGGUGCGGAAAUGCCUUUCGCGCGGAAUGCGGGUUGAUGGUGGAAGCGAAUGAAUUGCGACUUCCUGACGGCGAUCCGCUGUCCACAGCGAAGCCGACGGUGCCGGCGUCGGCAGAGGUGGUGAGUCGACGCCUGCAGCCUCUGCAGCGCGUUCUUGCAAGCACCAACGACAUGCGACAGACCCAGCAGUACUCCAAGCUUCUCGCUGCUGCAGGGAAAGGGGAUGCGCUGGCCGAGUCUUUGCCCACGCUCGUGAAGGGACUUCAGGCCGCCUUAGAAGAGAGUCUGCGUCUUCUUGAGCACGGCUACGCAACCUGCGCCCGCUCCACCGAUGACAUUGCGACGUGGGGGGAUUGGACGCAGACGCUGCUACGGGUGCUUGGAAACGCGUUGCGGGUGACCCCGCUGGAGCGCACGACGGAGGAACCCCAGGAACGCCUUCGCCGUGCCGCGUUUGACGUGAUGGAGAAGCAGCGGGAGCAGGAGGAUGCCGUCAUGGACGGGGACAUGGUGCGCUCUGAGCACCUGUACUUUGAGGCGACCGCGCUGCUGGAGGGGAUGCAUCCACUCUACGACGAACUUGAGCAGGUGAUUGAGAGGUACAAGAAGGAUGCGGGGGAGGAGCCGAUCCAGCAGCUGCGGACCCAGUCCACUGAACUCACCUCGAACCUUGCCCCAGCGAUGAUCAUGAAGGAGGAGAACCUGAAGCGGCGCUGCACCGCCGAUAUAGAGCGACUGGCGGAACGGCGGGAAGCGGUACGGUCGGCGCGCACUGCGCAGCGUGCGAGCUUCUCUGUCCAAAUGAUGGAAUGGGAGAAGUUGUUUGAAUUGAACCGGCAGCAGCAGGAUGCAUGUUUAAGGGCCAUCGAGGAGCUUGAGCUGCGCCUGCGCCAGCUCGCGGAGGAGCGCACGUUCCUCGUUGAGGACCAACUGGAGGCGAUCACGCAGGAGCGGCAGCGGGAGGAGGACGCGGUGGCGUUCAUGGCCUUCGCAGACAGGCAGGAGGCGGCUCUGCAGGGGACGCUGCUGCACGUGGAGCAGAGCCUCCACUGCACGCAGGGCAUCAGUGAGGCGGUGCGUUCGGGGUACAGGCACCUGAACCGCCACCUGCAGGACGUGGUGCUGAAGGGCGCUGAGAAUCGGCUGCUGGAGGUGCGCAAGGAGCGGCUGGAGCACUUCCGCAGCCUGUACCUCACUCUGGGUGAGCUGAAGUUCAAGAAGGAGCGGCACGUGGAGGAGCUGAAUAAGCGGAUUGAGUACUACCACGUCCAGCAGGAGCUCGCGAUGGACACGUUUAACCCCAAGGCGAAGGAGUUUAGCAAGGCAAAGAAGGACCUACUGAAGGUGAAGGAGGAGAUGGAGCAGCAGGUGCAGCUCAUCUCUCAGAAGGCGGCACAGCAGCUGGAGGAGUUUAAGCCGACGGAGAAGCUGCUGCUGGCGUCGGGGGUGCAGUUCCGUCACCCGGUGGACGACCUCGUGGAGAUGAACGCGGUGCGGACGCAGAAGCUCCUCGAGUACCACACACUUAUGUCAACCAUGAACGAGGCGGGAGGCGACAACGGCGGCAAUGGCGACAAUGCCAACCCCAGCAACGGCAAGGGUUAG
Trypanosoma rangeli is the source of this 1929-nucleotide messenger RNA. Its product is annotated as putative paraflagellar rod protein. Gene Ontology annotation, cellular component: motile cilium. Lineage: Eukaryota; Euglenozoa; Kinetoplastea; Trypanosomatida; Trypanosomatidae. Bases 1 to 1929 code for a protein of 642 amino acids. The record is from RefSeq and is a predicted model, not a curated record. The transcript has a single exon. Gene Ontology annotation, molecular function: calmodulin binding.